AUGGGAGAUUUGGUUCAGAAAGAAAGAAGAAAUAGCGUGUCAUUUGCGACGAACAAGCCUGUCGACGCGCAUUUGGUGGUGCACUACGUUGCACAAGAUCACAGUCAUAACCUGUGUGUGACGAGAACGUCCAUUUGCAUUGAGAGAACCGAAUCGCUGGCGCCGAGUGGGUUUCCUUCGCCAAGAGCCGCGCCGCAGGCCGCUGCGCGGCCUGCGUCGUCCUGCCUGGACAGUAAAGAGAGAGCUGCCGGUGCAGAGGACGGCACUUUGUACGGAAGACGUCUUUCUGCCUCAAUGCGUGUGUGCGAUCUUUACCAGUGCGUUCAUGCGCACGGUGCGAACCGCAGGCCCAGUGAGAUUAUGGAGACGAGUCAGAGGAGCAAGAAAUCGUCGAUUGUGCGCGCAGCGUCGUACGCGGCCGACAACACGCAGAAAGUGCGGUAUUUGCCGCGACUGUUGGAACCACAGGCGCGUUCGCAACCAUUGCAACAGCGCGAUGACUGUUCAGGCUCGCAGACUAGCUCUGGUGGGCCAGAGGACUCUGUUAGCUCGGCAAGCGAAGAUAGCGAAUGCUCUGCACCAGAUCAUUCGUGCAGCGUGACUAGACACCAUCGAGACUCCUGGGUAGAUCUCUCUACGCCGUGCGACAGACACCACCACAGGCGGAACUCGAUUGCCAUUAAGUUUCGCAAGGCGCAGUACCAGGACUCCUGA
Messenger RNA from Lachancea mirantina, 714 nucleotides. NCBI's taxonomy places the organism in Eukaryota, Fungi, Ascomycota, Saccharomycetes, Saccharomycetales, Saccharomycetaceae. The record is from the annotation of a GenBank genome assembly.